GCGGGGUCUUGAGUGGGCGGGGCCAAGCCGUGGCAGUUGAGUUCCCAGACGGCCUCCGAGACCGCGGAGUGACCCGAGCUAAGGGCUGCGCAGUCGGCCUGGGACUUGAGCGUGCUACGCCGGAUUUGCUUGCAGCGCAGAGCAAAGAAAGCAGAGCCAGCAGUGCCUGUGUCUCCCGGACUCACCUUCUGAGGAGCUGCGGGAAACUCCCAGCUGCCGUCACCGCACAGGGAGCUCCAGGCCAGCACUAUGGGGGAGGCCUGCAUCAAAAUCACCAAAUACCUCCUGUUCCUCUUCAACCUGCUCUUCUUCAUCCUGGGCGCCGUGAUCCUGGGCUUCGGGGUGUGGAUCCUGGCUGACCGCACCAGCUUCAUCUCUGUGCUGCAAACCUCCUACAGCUCCCUGCAGGUGGGGGCCUACGUCUUCAUCGCUGUGGGCGCGGUCACCAUGGGCAUGGGCUUCCUGGGCUGCCUCGGUGCCAUCAACGAGGUCCGCUGCCUGCUGGGGCUGUACUUCGCCUUCCUGCUGCUCAUCCUCAUCGCCCAGGUGGUGGCCGGGACCCUCUUCUACUUCAAUGUGGGCAAGCUGAAGGAGGAGAUGGGCACCGUGGUGUCGGGACUGAUCCAGAACUACAACGCCAGCGGCGGCGACAGCCUGCAGGAGGCCUGGGACUACGUGCAGGCGCAGGUGAGGUGCUGCGGCUGGGUCAGCUUCACCAACUGGACGGAGAACGCGGCGCUCAUGAACCACAGCGAGAUCGUCUACCCCUGCUCCUGUAAGGACACGAGCCGCGGGGACAGCGGCCUCUCGGAGGUGAAGGGCUUCUGCACCGAGACCCUGAACACCACCCAGAGCGGCAACAACCCCGACAAGUGGCCGGUGUACAAGGAGGGCUGCAAGGAGAAGGUGCAGGUGUGGCUGCAGGAGAACCUGGGCAUCAUCCUGGGCGUGUGCGUGGGCGUCGCUGCCGUGGAGCUCCUGGGCAUGCUCCUGUCCCUCUGCCUGUGCCGCCACAUCCACUCUGAAGACUACAGCAAGGUCCCCAAGUACUGAGGGGCCCGUGUCCCCGCUCCCCGCCCGCCCGAUGCCCCCCAGGGGCUCCCAGCCCCUCUUCCCCGCCCCUCCCCCCUCGCCAUGCUGACGGGAAGUGGGGGCUUUCUGGGGCCUGCACCCCUCUCCCUGCUCUUUUGCGGCCGGCGUUGAGUCCCAGGUGGCCCCCGUGGCCUCUGGCCCGCUGCCCGCCAGCCAGGGGACUCUCAGCGGCUCCGGCUCCGAGGUCACUGCCCGCACUGUCCUGCGUGGGCAGCGGUGUUCUCCCCGCCCCGCAGCCGGGGGGGUUUGCAGGGGCGAGCGCGUCAGACCCGGGUGGGGGCUCCGCCCACGGGGCGGGGCGGCUUUCUCCCCCCAGCGUCCUUGUGUCUGGUUUCUCCAAUGUCCAUGGAAGGCCGUGGGACUGCGUGGACAGCAACUCGGCCCAGCCGGCCACGCCGAGUGAGGGCAGGACCUCGUGAGCCCUGGGUAGAGACAGGGUUUGCCUGCUGGGGAUACGGGAGCCCUCAGGGCGUGGCACAGGCAGAGCCCCCCAUCCUGCAGAGCCCGAGGGGAGGCUGGGCCGCCCUGCUGGGCACUGUCCGGUCCCCUGUCCCUGCCCCGCCCCGCCCCCAGCGGUGCUGAGCCUGCGCCUCGCUUGGGGCACUGGGGCUCCCUCCGUGUGCUCAGCUCUGUAAAACAAGCUGAAGGCUCCGAGACCAUUAAAGUGGGUUUGUAAGA
Cavia porcellus (domestic guinea pig) is the source of this 1770-nucleotide messenger RNA. It is a transcript of the gene Cd82, whose product is annotated as CD82 molecule. Gene Ontology annotation, cellular component: plasma membrane. The record is from RefSeq and is a predicted model, not a curated record. Lineage: Eukaryota; Metazoa; Chordata; Mammalia; Rodentia; Caviidae. The transcript has 10 exons. The coding region runs from base 250 to 1053 and encodes 267 amino acids.